AUGGAGGCUCAACCGCUACCACCACAGCCGCCAUCGCCGUCACGGGAACCCGAACAGGUAGCUCACCCACAGCGGCGCCGGCGUCGAAGACCAGCUUUCUCGUGCCAGGAAUGUCGUCGGCGUAAAAUCAAGUGCAACCAAAACAAUCCGUGCGGGCACUGUGUGCGCUUUAAGACCAAGUGCACAUACAAAACAUAUCGCGCGGAUGAAGAGCCCAUCACGGGCUCGAUUUAUUUCAGCCGGCAGCAGCCGGCAGCACAAUUGCAAGGUCAUGAUAUCCCGGGCAGCUCACAGCCUGGUGUCUCGAGUACGGGGUCUGCAGUCACUGGCAGUUUGUUUCCCAAUCUGCUUCCCGAGUUUGAGUCUCGAAGGAUCAUCGGCGAAUCUGCCCCAGUAUUAUCAGAAGCUAGUUCGGCAUCUUUGGACCAUCAGUUGCCAGAGGACACGCAAAAGUGGCAAGCGAUCUUUGAAAAGCCUAGGGACUGGGGCAAAUCUCAAUGGAAAGGUGGGGCUAAUGAAUUUGGCCUUCUGAUGGCUUGUUAUAGAGCGAUCUUAAGCAAGGAGAGCCAGGCGGGCUCACAACAAGAGCACCCUGAGGUCUCAGUGCUGGUCUCCCAAGCCGGCGAUUCGCUUCAGGAUUGCAAAACUAUAGCAAGAAACAUCAAACUCAGCCGACCUAGCAGAGGACCACAGUUCCCGGGAUUCGGACUGCCUCCGUUGCCCCGCGAGAUGGCAGAUACUAUGGCCACUCUCUACAUAGAUUAUUUUGAAUCGGCGCUUCGGAUUCUUCACAUACCGACUUUUUGGUCUGAGUACAGGAAAUACUGGGAUGAUUCUGAUCGUAUCGCGCUUAAUGAACAACUCAAAAUUUAUCUCGUGGUUGGUAUAGGAUCUAGUUUAUAUGACCACGGAGAUAGAGCCGCGACCCUCCGGAAUAUCGACUUGGUUCAACAAUGGAUAUACACUGCACAGACAUGGCUAUCUGGGCCUCUGGAAAAGGACCGACUCGAUGUCUCUGGGAUUCAAAUUUUCUGUUUGACCAUUCUCUCUCGGCAGAUUUUUUCCAUCGGUGAUGAUUUGACAUGGACAUCAGUCGGAUCUCUUAUCCAUGGUGCCAUGCAGAUCGGGUUGCACCGUGAUCCAAAGAAUCUUCCCGCGAAGAUAUCAGUUCUACAAGCCGAAGUGCGUCGCAGACUUUGGUACACGGUUCUCGAAUUAGUCGUCCAGUCAUCCCUUGAUGCGCGGAUGCCACCAAGGAUAUCAUGGAACGAUUUUGAUACUGAGCUACCUUCGCACAUCAAUGACGAUCAAAUAAACGACACGACAACAGAACUCCGGCCUGUCGCGAGAUCCGCGUUCACUGAUACAUCUGCCCAACUCGCCUUGAUUGAUUCACUGUCAAGCCGCAUUCAGAUCGUUCAAAAUCUCAAUGGGCUCCAUGCCACGACCUCAUAUGACCAAGCUCUCUCUUUCAGCUCUGAACUUAUGGCCUCUCUUCAGGCCUGUCAUCGCCUUACGGACAAUGAUGUAUCUACUCCUUUCCACCGAAAUAUGCUGGACUUUCUUGUUCGCCGCUUCAUAAUUCCGCUACAUUACUCUUUCAGUAAUCAGGCGUAUCGAAACCCGCUAUUCCAUUAUUCUUCUCGGAUAAGUCUUGACACCGCCCUCGCCAUCAUUUCUCCAGAGCCGGAUAGCACCUUCUCUCGGCUGAUAUCGAUUGGCAGCGGACCUUUUCGGGAGAGCAUUCGAUGUGCUACAUCGGUCAUUAGCCUCGAGCUGCUCAGGCACGUGGAAAACCAGCAAUUCAGUGGUACCUUGCAAAGAACCCAUCAAUAUCGUGAAUUUCUGAAAAAGGCUGUCCGAGAUCUCAUUGAUCUAUCAGAGGAACGUAUCAAGCUGGGUGAGACUAACGUAAAAAACCACAUGUUCUUGUGCAUGAUCCUGGCCCAGGUCGAGGCUACGGAGGCGAGCGCACCUGUCGACCUGCAGGUUGUACGAGCUGCGAGAGACAGCUUGGAAAUGUGCAGUAAAAUAUUAAUGAUGCGGGAGGAUACCGGCAUCAUGCAGUCAUCUAAAAAUCUUGAUUUGACAAUAGCGAGAAUGGAGGACAACGGGACAGGCAAUGGACUGGGACUGGAUUUUGACCGGGACCUUUUCUUUUUCGACCCGACUUUCAGCUGA
Molecule: messenger RNA, 2181 nt
Organism: Penicillium macrosclerotiorum
Lineage: Eukaryota; Fungi; Ascomycota; Eurotiomycetes; Eurotiales; Aspergillaceae
Product: Zn(II)2Cys6 transcription factor
Exons: 2
Coding region: 1-2181 (726 amino acids)
Biological process (GO): regulation of transcription by RNA polymerase II; DNA-templated transcription
Cellular component (GO): nucleus
Molecular function (GO): zinc ion binding; RNA polymerase II cis-regulatory region sequence-specific DNA binding; DNA-binding transcription activator activity, RNA polymerase II-specific
Source: RefSeq, a predicted model, not a curated record